AAACAUUAUGGGAGUAGAAGUAGAGUGAGAAAAAAAAAAAAAAAAGCAAGUCAACUCAGUCGUCGGACUAAAGAAUCUUUGGAGCUGGGAAAUGGCAAUGGCUUCUUCUACUAGUAUUGAGAAUCUUUGAGCAGAAAACGAGGUGAGAGAUAGAGAGAGAGAUCGCUCGAGAUGGCAGAAGUGGUAGUGAAUUUGCUGGUAGAGAACUUGACUCAGCUUCUGAAAGAGAACAUCCAGCUCAUCUCCGGCCUCAAGGACGACGUCGAGAAGCUUCUAGAAGACCUGGGCGACUUCAAGGCCUUCCUCAGAGAAGCCGGAAAGGCCCGCUACGACAACGAAAUCCUCAAACGACUCAUCACCAAGAUCCGAACGGUGGUGAACAAGGCGGAGGAUCUGAUCGACAGAUAUGUGGUGGCCGCCAAAUUCCACUACGACAAGAAAUGGAAACGCUACCUGGACAUCGAACACCCCGGUCGGAAAAAGGAACUCGCCGAAGAGAUUCGGAAUGUUCGGGAAAGCAUGGAUGGGAUCCGAAAGGAUCCGAACUAUGGCCUUAAUGCUCUCCGAGAUGAAGCGUUACCCAACAGAGGAGCUGUCCAGGCUAAGGUUCCUACUGUGGAGGAAGAGUACGUGGUGGGUUUUGAUGGUGAGGUUGAUGCUAUAGUGAAACGUCUGACUGAGGGAGAAGGGUUUGAAGUUAUCUCGAUUGUGGGCAUGCCAGGACUUGGCAAGACUACUUUGGCGAACAAGGUUUUCAAGGACGAAAGAGUUGAAUAUCACUUCAUGAAUCGUGCUUGGAUUUAUGUAUCUGGAGUAUACAAAAGAAGGGAUGUUUUUCUAAGAAUAUUGAAGGAGUUAAGCAAACUCUCCCACACCUAUUCUGAUGACGUGACUGAUGAAGAUUUAGCCAAGGAAAUUAAAAAAUUUUUGGGGUCAGCAAAGUAUUUUAUCGUCAUGGAUGAUGUCUGGACAGGUGAAGACUGGAAUGCACUCAAAAUUGCUUUUCCCAUGAACAAUGGAAGCAGGGUAUUAGUUUCUACACGGGACAAAGUUGUGGCUAUGCAUGCCAAUUCUAGGGGUGACCCUCAUAACCUAAAAUUUUUAACAGAGAAAGAAAGUUGGGAACUACUUCAGAAGAAGGUCUUCCGGGAAGAAAGCUGUCCUUUUGAGUUAAAAAGGCCCGGGAGAACCAUCGCUGAAAAAUGCGGUGGACUACCACUAGCAAUAGUGAUUAUCGCUGGUACUCUCUUAGGUAAACCAAAAACAAGUGGGGCAUGGGACAAGGUAGCUGAGAGCAUCGGUGACUUCCUGAAACUGAAACUAGAGAGCUACGAUUACCUAAUACGAAUGAGUUAUGACCAAUUGCCUUAUGACCUCAAGAGUUGCUUCCUUUAUUUUGGGGCUUUUCCUCGAGGAAAUGAGAUUCCAGCUGGAAAACUCAUUAGGCUGUGGAUUGCUGAGGGGUUUAUUGAGGAAGAGGCACAAUCGUUAACCUUGGAGGACAUAGCUCAUGAAAAGUUGAGUGAUCUUGUGAAUAGGAAUUUGGUGAUGUCUAUGCAAAGAAAGUCGAAUGGACAAAUCAAAACUUGUCGAGUCCAUGACAUGUUACAUGAGUUCUGCAAGAAUGAGGCCAAAAAGGAGAAUCUAUUUGAAGAAAUCAACACGGGCAGGCAGCUAGAUACUUGUCGCCGCCUUUGUGUCCAGUGCAAUGUUUCUGAGUUCCUCUCCUCAGGUCUUUCUGCUGACCAUGUCCGCUCUUUGCUAUGCUUCUCCUCAAAUAAAUAUGAUCUGCCUGCAGACAAUAUUUCAAUCAUUCGGGAAGCGUUUCCACUGCUAAGGGUGUUACACACUGCACCAGAUGAAUCCAUCAUCUUCACACGUUUUCCUAGAGACAUGACUAAUUUGUUCCAUUUAAGGUACAUUGCAAUAUCAACUACCCUCACGAUCCUUCCUCAAGCCAUUGAUAGCCUGUGGAACAUGCAAACUCUUAUAGUUAGGACAACACAAAGCACCCUUAAUAUCAAAGGAAACAUAUGGAAAAUGACACGAUUGAGGCACGUGCAAACAAAUUCAUCUGCUCAAUUGCCUCCACCUAACACCAAGAAAGAUCCGUUUGCAAAUAGAAACUUGCAAACACUUUCAAGGAUUUCACCUGAAAGCUGCACGGCAAUUGCACUGGCCAAAGCUCCAAAUUUGAAUAACUUGGGUAUACAGGGAAAUUUGGCUAAGCUUUUUGAAACCAACAAGGAUACUGGGUCCAGUUUGUUCAAAAACCUUGGAGAAUUGAAGUUGUUGGAGAAACUGAAGCUGUUGAAUCAUGGUGGGAAUGUGCAACGCCUCCCUCAAAAAUAUGAAUUUCCACAAAAGAUUAAGAAGUUGACCUUGUCCAAUACUCACCUCGAAUGGACUGAAUUAUCUAUACUGGGAUCACUGGAGUACCUUGAAGUUCUGAAAUUGACCGAAAAUGCAUUCAAAGGAAAGGAGUGGGAGCCAUCCAAAGGCGGCUUUCCUUGUCUCCAAUUCUUGAGAAUUGAGAGGACAGAUUUGAAGUCAUGGAAGGCUUCUAGCCUCCACUUCCCAUUACUAAAGAGUCUCAUUCUUAGACAAUGCCUUAAUCUGGAGGAAGUCCCACCUAGCCUGGCGGACAUAGACAAUCUUCAGGAGAUGGAGCUGAACCGUACCAACCCAAGGGCUGCACAGUCAGCCUGGAACAUUUUACAGAUAAAACAAGGGAAAGAGAUGGAACUAAAGGAGAAAGGAGGAAGCCCCCGGAGAUUCAAGCUCAAUAUCUAUCCUCCUGAUGAGCUUGAACAGAUACAGCAAAUUUAAAAAUGCCAUGGUGUCAUACUGUCAUCUAGAUGAUCUUUUGAGUGUGCAGGUGAACCGUAUUGGUCCGUGUCUAAGCGUGGGUUUGUGAAGGGCAUGAAGUGAGGAUCUUUUGUAUGCAGAUGAGAUGGUAGCAUUUUGGAAUUGUCUACCCAAUCAUUGUUUUGGCAAAAUUCUGUGUGCUUUGUUUGGUGUGGUGAGAGCUUAUGUUUUUGGAAAUUCAAUUUGUUAUUUGUGGUGUUUGUUAUUCAUUGGGGAUUUGGAACACAUAUUUGAACUAUGGUCAAGAUGUUUGCAUUUCUGUUAUUUCCACUUGUUUGUUCAUUUA
Ipomoea nil (Japanese morning glory) is the source of this 3154-nucleotide messenger RNA. Its product is annotated as putative late blight resistance protein homolog R1B-23. The transcript is spliced from 3 exons. Lineage: Eukaryota; Viridiplantae; Streptophyta; Magnoliopsida; Solanales; Convolvulaceae. The record is from RefSeq and is a predicted model, not a curated record. Gene Ontology annotation, molecular function: ADP binding. The coding region runs from base 172 to 2829 and encodes 885 amino acids. Gene Ontology annotation, biological process: defense response to other organism.